Molecule: messenger RNA, 6757 nt
Organism: Chiloscyllium plagiosum (whitespotted bambooshark)
Lineage: Eukaryota; Metazoa; Chordata; Chondrichthyes; Orectolobiformes; Hemiscylliidae
Source: RefSeq, a predicted model, not a curated record
GGCUAGUUGUAGGUGAAACAGUUUUUAAAGAUUCAGCAACCAAUGGAUAUACCAGAUAAUCAUCUGCUUCUGAAGCGUCAUGACCAAAACUGGUUGUGAGCAGGAGGAUGGUUAUCACAUAGCUACAGUAGACUUAGCAGCUCUGUAAGUGGGUGGAGUGAGCUCUCAUUCUUGAGAGCAGCAGGGGAGAAGGGGGGAAAAAAUCAUGUCUUCCAGGAAGGCAGAUACAUAGCAGCAUUGAAUUGUGAGUUUGUGAAAAAAAAACUUGGCUUCUGAAAUUUAGCUGAGGUUUUCAAAAUGGAACUCCCAAACCCAUUGGUUUCUGCAAUUCAGGAAUCCCUCAGAUUUCCAGCAUCUUCAGUUCUUUGAUUUCUUUCUGGGUGGAGGAGUGUCCAUUUACCUGAACAAGCACAUCAUUGACAAAAGCCAACAAGCUCAACACCAUCUGAGACAGAGCAACCUGUUCCAUUUCCAGGCAGUGGAUCCAGACUCAAACCACUCACUGCAUGAAAAGGUUUUUCUCUCCCCCACCUUGAACAUUCAUUCCCUUUAGUGCCAAUAGACUGAGGCUACAAUGUGUUCCAUCUACAAGAUGCACUGCAAUUCACCAAGGCUUCUUCGACAGCAUCUCGUAGACCUGCAACAACCACCAUUUAGAAAGACAAGGGCAGGAGGACAUCAUCUCCAAGCUCCCUUCUGAGACAUACCAUCCUGACUAUCAAAUCCAGGAACUCUCUAAAAAAAAUAGCACUGUGGGAGUACCUUUACAACUCAGCUACAGUGGGUCUUUAAGGUGACUCAUUAUUACCUACUCAACAGCAAUUCAGGUUAAUGAUGGUCCAUCAAAUCCUCUUUGGGAACAGCAUGGAGGUUGUCAUUUUGGACUAUUGAUAAGGACAUGGGACUCACUUUGUCAUUGAUCUAUCGUGUUGAUUUCAACAGUGAACAGCAUCAGAUAGGAAGCAUCAAAACACCAACGCAGAAUCCGUGCACGGAAGGUUCUUGAAGGGCUAUAGAGAAACAUAAAAGGAAGGAACCAAGUAGUACUCCAAGGAGGGUGAAUGACUGAAUGAAGCACCCUCCACCAUCGCAGAUGUACACCUUGGUCACGGCAUCUUCUACUUGUGUAAUUCUUUAUUGUGAGAAUGUCUGAAAAAGACGCAGUGAGCCAAGAGACUGCAGAGGAAGUUGGGACUGAGCAAGAUGUUGAGAUUUGUCCACCCUCUCCAGAGACGUGCAUCAUUAGAACUGCAAGCUCAGAGGUAGAGGAGAAAGAGAUGGAAAAAGAUGAUAAAGCAAAUGACGCAAAGGCUGACCAUCAGAAACGCUCAGGAAACCAAGGGCAGCAGAGGAAAAGAGCAAAGUCAGGAGCCAAAGGUAAACUGGUGAGGAGUCUUGCCGUUUGUGAAGAGUCUAACUUGCCUCUACCAACAGAACCCACUCCAGAGGAUCAGGAUACAAUUCAGCUGCAGCUUACCAGUUCUCCAAGUUUUCAAGAUGAUGAUAAAACUAAUAAAGAGGAAUUGGAGAAAGAAAAGGACAAGGAUAAAAACAGAGAGAAAGAAAAAACUAGUGAAAAACCUAAAAUAAGAAUGUUGUCAAAAGAUUGCAGUCAAGAGUAUACAGAUUCCACAGGGAUAGAUUUGCAUGAAUUUCUUAUUAAUACAUUAAAGAAUAAUCCCAGGGACAGAAUGAUGCUUUUAAAAAUGGAGCAGGAACUAAUAGAUUUUAUCAACGAUAACAACAACCACUACAAGAAAUUCCCUCCAAUGUCAUCGUAUCAUCGGAUGUUGGUGCACAGAGUAGCAGCUUAUUUUGGAAUGGAUCACAAUGUAGAUCAAACUGGAAAAUCUGUCAUAAUCAACAAAACUAGCAAUACUAGAAUACCAGAGCAAAGGUUCUGUGAGCACAUUAAAGAUGAGAAAAAUGAUGAGUCCCAGAAAAGAUUUAUUUUAAAAAGAGAUAAUUCUAGUAUGGAUAAAGACGACAAUCAGGAAAUGUUUAUCUUGCAGCAAAAUAGGAUUCAUCCAUUUAGAGAUGAUAGAAGAAGUAAAUCAAUUGAGGAGAGAGAAGAGGAAUAUCAACGAGUAAGAGAGAGAAUUUUUGCACAAGAUUCCACAUGUUCCCAGGACAGCCUAUAUGUUGAAAACAGUUACAUUCUGGAGGAUAUCAGUGCUUUCAAUGACACACAGAAGAAGAGGCAGCUAUUUAGGAGUAAUAGAGAUGGAACAGGAAAGACAUCAAGUAGUCGGCAGAGCAGUACAGAGUUGGAUGUGAAGUGGACAGAUCAGCGACCGUGGAGCAGUACUGAUUCAGACAGCUCAAAUCGAAAUUUGAAACCCCCUGUGACGAAGACAGCAAGUAUUGGUGGCAUAACUGUCUUGACACGUGGCGACAGUACAAACAGUAACAGGAGUACAGGCAAACUCUCUAAAACAGGUAGUUCCGAGUCUUCCAGUAGUGCAGGCUCCUCAGGUUCAUUGUCACGGAACCAUCAGCCAAUACAGAGUGCAACUGUCGUCCCAGCACCAGUCAGCUCUACAGGAUCAGUCUCCUACCCAGAUGGUGGAAUGGGUGGACAGGUGACACCUAACAACACCAGCUACAUUUUGCUUCCUUUGGAAGCGACAGGUAUACCACCUGGCAGUAUUCUGUUAAACCCACAUACAGGUCAACCCUUUGUGAAUCCUGAUGGCACACCUGCCAUUUACAACCCUCCUGGUGGCCCACAAUCGCUAAGAAGUCAGCUUCCUGGGCAGGCUCAGCAGCAGUCUGCAUCACAGCCACAGCCACAACAGCAGCAGCAGCAGCAACAGCAGCAGCAGCUACCCAGUCAUCUGGUGCCACAGGCUAUGCAGCCUUCUUCCCAGUCUGUCCAGUAUCCAACGGUUUCUUACCCUCCUCAGCAUCUCCUGCCAGUUUCACCGACGCAGCAGUUUCCUGUGCGUGAAGACCUGGCUUCCCAGUUUAACCAGAUAAGUUUAAGUCGACAAUCGUCAGGAGAUGCGCCUGAGCAGCCAUCUGGUUCUGUUUAUCCGACGCCAAUCUUGCCUCAGCCACCCCAACAAACUAGCUACGUCAUGGCAUCACCAAGUCAACAGCUUCCCCCUGGAGGUUUUACGGGAUCCGGACAGCCCAUAUCUCAGCAAGUGCUACAGCCACCACAAGGAUAUGUACAACAGCCACCUGCACAGUUGCCAGUGUAUUACUAUCCAACUGGCCAGUACCCUACCUCAACAGCCCAACAGUUCAGACCUGUUGCUUCUGUUCAAUACAAUGCACAGCGAAGUCAGCAUAUACCCCAGACCACACAACAAACAGGUUUCCAAGCUGUGUUGCCAAAUCAGCAGCAAGGGUUCCAAGGUCUGAUGGGAGUGCAACAAUCACCACAGAGUCAGAACCUGUUGAACAACCAGCAGGGAAAUCAGGUGCCAGGGGUGAUGGUCCAAUAUCCAGCCAUGUCUUCUUACCAAGUGCCAAUGACCCAGGGUUCUCAAGGGAUGUCUCAACAAUCUUAUCCACAAGCUAUCAUGCUACCCAACCAGUCAGGUCAAGGAACUCUUCCAGCCACUGGAAUGCCUGUCUAUUGUAAUGUUAUACCUCCUUCUCCACAAAACAACUUAAGGUUGGUAGCACCCCACUGCCCGACCAAUAAUGUUCCAGUGAUCCCUGCUAACUGCAGAACAAACUGUACUAGUAUUAGCAGCACUGGAUGGCAGGUCAAAUAUUGACACUGGCUCUGUGUGAAUAAAAUAAUUUCAAAAUGCAUUUUUGGACAUAGUAACUAUGGCCUUCACAAAAAAAUGGAACAUCAGUUGAGGAAAUAGAGUGUUAUGUUCUCAGUCGAUCACUGCUGGUAUUCUGUUUAAAAAAAACAAUUCUAAAAAUGUUUGCUGGUUUCUGGUGCAUUUUAGUCAUGUCCCUGCUAGGUAUGCCUUUGUAGCUUAGCUGAGUGACAUGGAUUAUCUGAGGUAAGACCUCUCCCUACCACUGAGCACCACUGUGGAGAUUGUAAUACCCCAAUACUGGUUAGUUUUGUACUUUGUGUUGAGUUUGUGAAGCUGAAAAGUAUUACAAUUAUUAUAAUAAAAUACACAUUGUACCAAAGCUGAAAUGGAAAGAAUUGCUGUAUGGAAGGAAUAAUUUAUAUACACUAGAGUUUUUUAUGGAUAUAUACUGUAUUGUAGUGUUUAAUCACAAUAAACUAUUUGACCUCAUGGGUAAAGGUCACAUUUCUACCAUGUGAGUUGUCUCUUCUCUUGAUACUAUAAUUUGUUGAGUAUCAGUUUAAGUAUUUUUGACAGUAGCUCAAACUUUGUUCACAAAGCAACUGCUAACUCAAUUUGUACUGAAACCUCAGCUGUUACUGAACUAACACUGAAACUGCAAACCUGUUUACACUGCUAUUACUGUAUUGCAAAAUUAUAUGUCUCAUGCUUCCAGUUUUAAGUCAAUUGUGCAUCAAAAUAAAUAGUUGCAAGAUCGAUCAAAUAGACUAAUUUUCUCCACCUCUAAUGUGUUAUUGAAUCCAAGCUAAAUUUGAUGAACCCCACACAAACAUAAUAUGAAAAAUACUUAAUGUGAAUGUUACAUUCAGGAGAUUGGUAUUUUUUUAAUGUAAUGAGUAAAUAACUUGGAACACAAUUAUAUUGUAAUAUUGCUAAUGCAACUGUGUGAUGUGAUUUAACUUUUCCAUUGAGAGCAAAGAUUCUCGUGUUAGAAAUUGUUGCAAAUACUUUCUGACCUUUCUAUUGCAUCAGAAAGUUUUACUGUGAUCCAUCCAAGGGCACAUUUGUUUGUAGGCAAAAUCUUGAGCUUUCUAAUUGUUCUAAAUGACCCAAUGAUUUAGUCCUAAAGUUUGAAUUGUGUUAUUUUGAGUUACAACUGGACAACGUGUUUAAAAAUUUGUUUUAGUUUCUCAGGAGUUAGCAAGAGAUGGGAGACAAUUGCAAUUUUCUGGUAAGCUUCUAUAGAAAUUUCAGCCAGCUGGUCUCCAUGUAGGGUGCUCGUGAGAUGGAUUGAACUACAGCAAUCAAAUCUAUAUUCAUCACAGUUUGUUCGCUGGACAGAUCUCUUUGAAUUUCCCAGAGCUCAUCUCUGAGAGAAAGUAACAAAUGCUGUUUCAUUUCAACAUUUGCUACAAGGAAUUAAAGUAAAAUGCAUAAUUUAAGUUUCAACUAUUGCCUCACCUUAUUUUGCACACAGAUAAAAUUCAUGGUUGAAAACUUGCUUUGCCAUUGUAUUUUGGAUAAUUUAUUAUGGUAGGAGGAAACACAAGGAAAGAGUAUAUAAAACAUGUUGAAACCCAAAUAAUUGGAAGAAUGCAUCACAUUUUAUUAAAAUGUUGAAGUGUCUUUGUCUACUUAAGAUAAUACUCUAACAUUAAAAUUAGUUAAUUUGGAAUAACUAAAAAUUGUAUAAUUUAAGUAAAUUAGAAUCAAAAGUGAUUUUAAUUUUUUUUCUCUAUUCGAAGUUUUGUAAAGUUAGCAAAUUUGAGAUGAAUGGAACCUCAGAUUUAUGCAAUACAUCAAUACAUCCAUACCAUGCUAGGGGUCUGGGAAUGACACAGGGUUGCAUGUAUUAACCAUUUACAGAAAGUAGAUGUAUAAUUCAAGCCUAAAAUGACACAUUUUCCCAAUAUUCAUGUGUGUACUUUCCACUAGCAAUAUCUGAGUAUUUAUUAGCAUCAUAGUUUCAAACCAACUGUCCUGAAGCCUGUGGAUGUUAAGGUCAGAUUGAAAAUCCCUUUGCUCCCAUUGGCACAUUGAUUUUGAUCAGACUGCAGUAAAAAUCGGGGGUUACGUUCAGCAUAAUUGUGAUUUACAAAGCUCACAAUGGGGUUAAUAUGUCUACUGAAAUUUUCAGAAACUGCGGACCUUAUUUUCCCAUUUGACAUCUUACAGUGACUUUCAUUAUGGUCGCAAUUUGACACAAUGACGUGACAUUUUGCUCCCAGGUUAAGAGUGUACCAUUGGGACGUAUCUUGGCUCUGCAAACAUAACUUAGGGGAAUGUGUCCUGCAAGUUGUAAUUUUCAUUCCAGGAGGAGCACUGGAUUCUUAGAGUCAUGGGGGGGUGACACUGGAAACAAUGCAGAGAUUGCCAGGUGUGAAAGUUGGCUGGGUGGGUGGAAGGACACAGCAUAUCAACACUUUAUCAACUUUUUUUUCAUGAACUCUAACAUAAAAUAGUUCCUCCAGACCUCAUACCCUAUCACCCCAAACCCACACACUCCAUGCCACAAUCAUGCCAUCAUAUGGCUUCGUACCCUUAUGCCAACCUAUGCCCCUCUGCUUACUCCCAUUAUAACUCCUAUGCCAACUUAGUGUGAACUCAUACCCAUCAUCCAUUUAACACAUACAAUGCCAACACACUAGUAUCCACCAUAGGCAGACCUCAGGGCCCAUGUUAAUAUAAAAAAAAUCUUAAGUGCCUAUUGAAGAAUGCAGUAUUUAAAAAAAAAACUCUCUCAUAGGCUAAACAUUUAAAUUCCUUUAAUCCCAUAACAAAAUGACCAUUAGAAUUCACAAGACAGAGCCUCCAACUACAAGGAACUGUCAUUCAAACUGAGAAGAACCCCAUUGUGAUAAUGGAAGGUGGUGAAAUUAGUCAUGCAACAACAAUCCAGCAAUGAUUUUUAUGCUGCUGAUUUUUUUUUCAAGUGCUUCAAGGGGAGGAGUUUUAUAUUUACAUAUCUGGUACUGCAGUAUUUUAUAGCUGAAAAUGUGUUGCUGGAAAUGCGCAGCAGGUCAGGCAGC